Macrobrachium nipponense is the source of this 2819-nucleotide messenger RNA. RefSeq names its product major facilitator superfamily domain-containing protein 12-like. Gene Ontology annotation, biological process: carbohydrate transport. Gene Ontology annotation, molecular function: symporter activity. The coding region runs from base 335 to 1987 and encodes 550 amino acids. Gene Ontology annotation, cellular component: plasma membrane. The record is from RefSeq and is a predicted model, not a curated record. The transcript is spliced from 9 exons. NCBI's taxonomy places the organism in Eukaryota, Metazoa, Arthropoda, Malacostraca, Decapoda, Palaemonidae.
CUGCAUGACAUCAGCAAUAACAAUAAUAACAAAAAGGCUGGUUUUUCGUUGUCAAUGACAGUCUGCACCUUUCUAGUUCUUCGAUACUUCAGGGGAGGAGAUUGCAUGACAUAACCAGCUCAACAGUUGGAAGAAAGGACGCACGUCACUUAUAAGUCUUACGCUUUUAGACCCGACUGUCUGCCUCACCAAGUCAAUCAAGACUUACUGUACAAAGCAAAAAGGCAGUCGCUAGAAACUCAGUUCUAAGUCAAUCCUCCCGAAGCCAAGAGCCGAACAGGACCUUUAUCGACGAGGGAGCAGCAGCAGCAGCAGCAGCAGCAUCACAAGGACGAUGAAGUCCCUUCCAUGGAUCGUCAAGCUGAGUUAUGGCGUCGGCCACGUGUUCAACGACCUCUGCGCCUCCAUGUGGUUCUCUUAUCUCCUCAUCUUCUAUGAGAAGGUCCUUCUGUUCGACCCCAUGAUGGCAGGUCUGGUGCUCCUUGUCGGUCAAGUAGCAGACGGCCUGAGUACCCCUUUUGUGGGGAUAUUUUCCGACAAAGAAAACAGAAUCCCUGUGUGCGCCAGAUACGGUCGCCGGAAAGUCUGGCACUUGGCUGGUACCAUUCUGGUUGCCGUGAGUUUCCCAUUCAUCUUCAACUCCUGCUUGGGAUGCAAAGGCACGAACCAAUGGACCCAAUUUGCAUAUUACGUGUUCUUCGUGUGCGUCUUCCAGUUCGGGUGGGCGUGCGUCCAGAUCUCUCAUCUGGCCCUCAUACCUGAACUCACGACGAAGAAACACCAGAGGACUGAGCUGAAUUCCAUUAGGUACGCCUUUACUGUGCUGUCGAACCUGAGUGUCUUCGCAGUGACCUUCCUUGUGCUGAAAACGGGUUCAGACAGCAACAGCGAAGACCCAAAUCAGAGGGUUAUUAGGCACGCCAACUGCACCGCACGGGGCGACGGAGCUGAACUAGUCGCUGUUGAACCCGUCGAGAAACCCUGUUACUUGGAUACUAUUGGGCCCGAAGAUGUGGGGAAGUUUCAUAAUGUGGCUCUGAUCUGCAUGGCGGUCGGUCUCAUCUUCUCAACGAUCUUCCAUUUCGGAGUGAGGGAACAAUCCUUCUCCAGGGUCCAGAUCCAAAUGGACGAGAGGGGAAGGCAGAGGAAGGGAGGAAGGGACAUGAACGAAGAAGGGCUCCAGUCCAACGGGGAAAAAGAAACAGGAGAAAAUGGAGAAGAAGAAGAAGAGAGAACCGACGAUGCUAUUGUUGUGGUGGAGAAGGUUUCCUGCCGUCGAAUGAAAAUCCUCGAUUGGUUUAAGGAGGCGCCCUUCUACCAGAUUGCUCUGCUCUAUCUGGCAACCAGGCUCUACGUCAAUCUGUACCAGGUCUAUAUUCCACUUUACGUUCAGGAGACGCUAAAACUGGGCGAGACGUUCAUCGCCACGGUUCCGUUCGCUAUGUUCCUUGCCGGGUUUCUCAGCUCCGUCAGCAUGAAACACAUUAAUAAACAGAUUGGAAGAAAGCGUUCUUUUGCAGCCGGCUGCAUCGUAGGUCUAGGAGGAUGUCUAUGGGUGUGGCUGGGAGAAGGAAGCAGCUACGGUCAAUGGGGCAUAUUCGCCGUGGCAGCUCUUUUGGGCAUCGCUGGAUCCACUUUGCUCAUCACAUCGCUGUCUUUCACAGCGGAUCUCAUCGGGGAUAAUGUGGAGGGAGCUGCGUUCGUCUACGGCUUCAUGAGUCUCACGGACAAGAUCUCCAAUGGCGUCAUCAUCAUGUUGAUUCAAGACUUCAAUCCUGAUGAAGGCUGGUACUACCGCUACGUGAUAGCCUUCGCUUGCGGCUCAGCCUGCGUUCUUGGGGUGCUCGUCACUCUGACGCUGACCAGAUUCAAAAUCGGCAACAGAAGAGUUUACACGCAAGAUGAAACAUCGCCAGAACUGAGGGACGAUUCUGCUCCUCUCGCCACAGACAGACUGUCUGGUUCCUCGUCUCCUUCUUCUUCGUAGCAGAAGGAAAACACCAAGACCAAAGUUCCCGUCGUCGCGCCUCUUCGGGGUCGGCCACUCAAACCUGAAAUCGCCACAGGCCGAUAGAAUAAAGAAUCUUUUGAACCUCAUGCAUGAAAUAUCAGAGCUGUUCAUAGCAAAAGCAUAUCUGUAUUAUGAUUAUCUUACAAAGUCAUUUAAAAAUUGCUCACCGUGAAUAAAACACGUGUGUGUGUGUGUGUAUGUGUGUGUAGAAGUACCACAGGGAACUUGCAACAGUGGGUUAAAAUACCGGAUCUUUCCUAGAUAGUGUCCCUAAGGGUUUUCGGUGAUCGUUAUCUAGGACUAAUAUUUCUUGCGCGUCAUUAUCUUUAUGAUAUUUACGGUCUUUUGUUUAUACUUUUACGGUCAUCCCCAACGGCCUUGUACUAAACAUGCCGCAACAGUGGAUGCAUACCGGGUUAAAAAUACCAAGUGUUUCUCUUUCUUUGUGGUAGAGCUGCAUAUAAGUGGUUGUACAUCUCUGUCAUUUUGUAGUAACGUUAAAGUGAUGGUAUUUAUUAAAUAAUCCAUUUUCAACAUGAGUCAAAAGAGCAGGUAAUUUACAAAAUCGUGUUUCAUACAGGCUUCCAUUUAUAGGUUUUUUAACACCCAAAUCACUCUACCUCUGCAUUAUUAUAUUUUCAUGUAACUGAAGGGGAAUUUUUGAUUUUAUAAUAAUUUCGUUCUCACGUGGAAAAAUUUCCCUUCGGUUAACAUAAAUGAAAAUAUAUUAAUGCCGAGAUAGAGCGAGUGUGCUAUUAAAGGACAUUUGUAGCUUAAUGCACGUACAUGAAUCACAGUGAUGUUAUAA